GGACGCGGCACGGGAAAAUACUCCGCAAACGCAAGCGGCGGCCACCGCGGCGCGGUUCCGUAGGCGGCUUCGUCACCAGAUUCAACACCUCGCGGCCUCGCCGCGCAGAACCUCUUCCAACUCCCAACUCGACAACGAUAAAUACACCAUAACGCUGUCAACGCUGACAGCUCUCCAUCGCCAACCCGCCCCUGUCUUUUCCUGUAUUCUCAAUAUAACCCCACCCUUUAUUUUGAAUCUCAGAUACCCCCCAGCUUUGUUCCUCGCCUGCGCUUUGGCUCUCUUCGAGAUCUUCUUCAAUGGCUUCUCACGGCGGACACCCACCGGAUCCCUACGCUCCCUCCGCACCAGCCCUGCCCCAGUCGCACGGGCAGGAGCAGCAACAGUACCAGCAUCCUCCACCCCAGUACGGGCACUCUUACGGGCAGGUUUCUUCGUCUUAUGGUUACUCCGGUUUCCCGCCGGGCACGCACCCAGAUGUCAUCAGAAGCUUUCAGAUGGUUGACAGGGAUGGGAGUGGGUUCAUAGACGAGAAUGAGUUGCAGCAGGCGCUUUCUUCUGGGUACCAAAGGUUUAGUCUGCGGACUAUUCGGCUGCUCAUGUUCCUCUUUAAAAAUCCCCGUGAUUCGCUUAGAAUCGGGCCCAAAGAGUUUGCUGCAUUGUGGAGUUGUCUGGGUCAAUGGCAUGCCAUAUUUCAGAGAUUUGAUGGAGACCGCAGUGGUAAAAUUGAUUCAAUGGAAUUGAGAAAUGCUCUCUAUAGUCUUGGGUAUGCCAUCCCGCCAUCCGUUCUUCAGGUUUUGGUCUCCAAAUAUGACGAUGGAAGUGGGCGAAAGGGUGAACUCAAUUUCGAUAGUUUUGUGGAGUGCGGAAUGAUUGUGAAGGGAUUGACCGAAAAAUUCAAGGAGAAGGAUCCGCGCUAUACAGGCUCAGCAACGCUUACUUAUGACACAUUCAUGACCAUGAUCCUUCCAUUUCUUGUUUCAUAACUGGCUUGAAAAGAUAUAUAAUAUUCCAUUGUUGAAUCCAUCCUGAUUUGUUUUAUGUGAUUGCAAUUGUUUGUUUGGUUUAAGCCGAAACGUGUACAUUGAGAAAUUAGGAGUUUCGGGAUUCUAAUUGUGUGUUGUAUCCAUUCUUUGGCCAAUCGAUUUUUAAGUUGAAUUUGUGAGCAGUUGUGAAUUUCAGUUUUUGGAUUUGAAUUUGUAUGUAUUUAAAAGAAAAUCAACACAAUUUUAUACUA
This is a messenger RNA of Malania oleifera, 1237 nucleotides long. RefSeq names its product probable calcium-binding protein CML48. The record is from RefSeq and is a predicted model, not a curated record. Gene Ontology annotation, molecular function: calcium ion binding. The transcript is spliced from 5 exons. NCBI's taxonomy places the organism in Eukaryota, Viridiplantae, Streptophyta, Magnoliopsida, Santalales, Ximeniaceae. The coding region runs from base 300 to 986 and encodes 228 amino acids.